GAAGGACCACCACCAUGGCACCCAAGCUCCGUAACAAGAAGGGCGACACGUUCGCUCGCAAGUACUUUACGCGGACCAAGGCGAUGCGCAAGCUCGGGCUGUCUGUGGGCAACUUCCGGCGGCUCUGCAUCCUCAAGGGCGUCUUUCCGCGGGCGCCCAAGGGCUCGGGCUCGUCGAGCCAGGUCUACUACCUGGCCAAGGACAUCAAGUUCCUGGCCCACGAUCCCCUGCUGCAGUCAUUCCAGAAGGAGCACCGGCAUUUCAAGCAGAUGAAGUCUGCGCUCGGAGUGCGCGACUUUAAGAAGCUCAACGAGCUCGUGGCACGGCGGCCGUCGAUCUCGGUCUCGCACAUCAUCCGCGAGCGGUACCCGACGUUUGUGGACGCCAUCCGCGACCUGGACGACGCGCUCUCGCUCAUGUUCCUCUUUGCCUCGGUCGAGCGGCUGCACUACCGCUACCAGCCUGCGCUCCUCUCGUCGAUCGAGUUCAGCACCCUGCACUUUCUCAACUACGUCGUCAAGACCUCGUCACUGAAGAAGGUCUUCAUCUCCAUCAAGGGCAUCUACUACCAGGCCGCCAUCAUGGGCCAGAACGUGACGUGGAUUGUGCCGCACCGCGCCAAGGUCGACACCGAGCUCAUUGUCAACCACACCAUUCUGCACUCGUUUGUUCAGUUCUACGACACCCUGCUCAAGUUUGUCAACUUUAAGCUCUACGCCACGAAGGAAAUGCCGUACCCGCCCGAGGUCUCCGAGACGCUCCGCGCCGGCGAUGCUAUGCUUGACAUCUUCAACGUCGAGGCGGCAGCAGCCGACGAUGGUGGCAUGUCUCCGGCUGAGAACGCUGUGUCCGAGGAGGCAGCGGCGUCCGAGGCCCCGAUCACCGACGACGACAUGCGGUCGCGCAUCGACUCGCUCCGCGCCACCAUCGAGUCGCGUGCCGAGGAGGAGAGCGCGCUGGUGGCGGCAACCGGCGGCAAGGACGACGAGAACGAGCUCGACGAGUUUGAGGAGGACGAUGAGGACGAGGAGGCGCGCGUGAAGCGGCUCGCCGCCCGCCAGGCCAAGAAGGCGCGCCAGCGCAAGAAGUGCCUCUUUGCCGGCCUCAACAUCUGGCUCAACCGCGAGACGCCCGUCGACUCGCUCCAGUUUGUGGUCAAGGCGCUCAAGGGCGAGGUGGCGUGGGAGACGCACCCCGCGCCGGCCUUUGCCCUCGACUCGCCGCGCAUCACCCACCACAUCAUCGACCGUCCGAUGGCGGGCAAGACCAUCGCCGGUCGCGUUUACGUCCAGCCGCAGUGGGUCUACGACUCGGUCAACGCCGGCUUCCUCCUCCCCACCGAGUGGUACGCGCCCGGUGCCGCCCUUCCGCCGCAUCUCUCGCCGUUUGAGGAGUACGCCGAGGGCGACCACGUGCCCGACCAGUACAAGGUCAUCACCGACCUCAAGAACGAGCUCUUUGCCUCGGAGGAGGUCAAGGCCAAGCUGGCCGCCAAGGCCAAGGCCAAGGCCCUCGAGGAGGCCCGCGCCACCGGCAUUCUCUCGCUCGAUGAUGCCCAGCGCGAGCAGGUCUAUUCGGAAGAGCUCCUUGCCGAGCAGCUCGGCAUCCCCUAUACCCGCUGGGCCAAGAUGUCCGAGGAGGAGCGCGAGGCCGUCGUCAAGAACGCGGCCGAGCCCAUCGGCCCGAGUCACUCGGACGAUGACGCUGCGCCCGCCGGCGACAAGACCAAGGCCAAGCGCAAGCGCGUGUCCAAGCAGCAGACCCGCUCCGUCGAUGACAACCUCGACACCAUCAUGCUCUCCAAGAAUAAGCGCCGCAAGUACAACUCAGUCAUCAACAAGCGUGAGUCGCGGAAGCGCAAGGCCGACAUGCUCGCCUCCCGCAAGGCUGCGCUGGAGGCCAAGGCCAACAAGUAAAACAAGCUCCUGAAAUCC
Molecule: messenger RNA, 1934 nt
Organism: Thecamonas trahens ATCC 50062
Lineage: Eukaryota; Apusomonadida; Apusomonadidae
Product: pescadillo
Exons: 2
Coding region: 15-1916 (633 amino acids)
Biological process (GO): maturation of LSU-rRNA from tricistronic rRNA transcript (SSU-rRNA, 5.8S rRNA, LSU-rRNA); ribosome biogenesis
Cellular component (GO): PeBoW complex; nucleolus
Molecular function (GO): RNA binding
Source: RefSeq, a predicted model, not a curated record